This is a messenger RNA of Amphiprion ocellaris (clown anemonefish), 1039 nucleotides long. RefSeq names its product CKLF-like MARVEL transmembrane domain containing 8b (gene cmtm8b). The record is from RefSeq and is a predicted model, not a curated record. The transcript is spliced from 4 exons. Gene Ontology annotation, cellular component: membrane. Gene Ontology annotation, molecular function: structural constituent of myelin sheath. Bases 1 to 513 code for a protein of 170 amino acids. Lineage: Eukaryota; Metazoa; Chordata; Actinopteri; Pomacentridae. Gene Ontology annotation, biological process: myelination.
AUGGAGAGACCUGCGGUGGUGUCGACCCGCAGGAGUCCCUCAGUACCGCAGUACAACAUCUCAACCUCCACCUUGGCCUUCGACCAGCAUUUCACCUCAACCACUAAAGGGAUUCUCCUCAUGGCUGAGAUCGUAUUUGGGAUGUUAGUGUGGAUUCUCAUCGGCGGUACAGAUUAUUUUCCUCUGUCUGCACUCUGCUGGGUGAUGUUUGUUGCCAUCUUGUUCUGGAUUCUGACGGUUUGUCUGUUUAUAAUUUACCUCACUGGAGUCCACAACAGGAUAACACGACUCCCCUGGAAUACGCUGUCGCUGUGUUUCCACUGUAGUGCGACUGUUCUGUAUCUGGUGACAGCAGCAGUAGAUGCUCUCUCCGUCAACCAGGCCACCAGGGGGCGACACAACUACAACUGUUGGGCAGCUUCAGCAUUCUUUGCAUUUCUGACCACUCUGUGCUACGCAGGAAGCAGCUACCUGAGCUACCGAGGCUGGAAAAUCUCCAGAGAGGAGCAAUAAUCUCAUCGCCUCCUGGUUCAGACUUUUCUGUGUGUCGUAUUGUGAUGAGGCUAAAUUUACUGAGGAAACUAAUCAGUUAAAGCGAACAGUGGAGUCUGAUCGAGCACAUUUUUGUUUUCGCCAUGUUUGCGGCUGGAUGUUUGACGCUGCACGUACAGCCAGAGAUCUACAGCUUUGCACACAGUAACUUUCAGUAAUCGUGUCUCCAGUGUGGGAAAAUAAAAACAAAAUUCUAGUGUUUUACCAAAUCCUUUUAUUUUGUCGUUGACUGCCCUUUCUAUAAUUGCUACAAGGUCCCAAGAGCAAAACAACAACAACAACAACAACAAUCAACAAUGUGCAUUUCCCAAAACACAUGCCACAUGCAGCCAACUUUACUGGCUCACAUUGAACAUUAUACACAUUUCUCCUCCAACCAUUAAAUAUAUGCAUGGAUACAAAUCAUAUGAUCAUUUGUUGUAUCUCUUGUUGUCUUUACAAUUCCUCAGAAUAUGUGUAAUUUUGAUUAAAAGUGCAAUACACAACC